CCACUCGUCACAGGAGUGGUGGCGGUGUUAAAAUUAAUCUUCAAUUUAAUGAUAAUCUUAAAAAGUAAACUGUACAUUAGAAAAAACUGUUGGAUUUGGGAAAUGCUGCUCUUGAAUCGAAUGUUCCCUAUAGUUGGACCGCGUUUUAUGUCUACAAAUCAAUCUAAAAUAAUUGAUAGAGGUUCUGAAACAACGUUUCAAUGCGAGGUAAAUAAAUUGUCGAAACAUUAUCUAAUUUGA
Meloidogyne enterolobii is the source of this 240-nucleotide messenger RNA. The record is from the annotation of a GenBank genome assembly. NCBI's taxonomy places the organism in Eukaryota, Metazoa, Nematoda, Chromadorea, Rhabditida, Meloidogynidae.